This is a messenger RNA of Folsomia candida, 1157 nucleotides long. RefSeq names its product 40S ribosomal protein SA (gene sta). Bases 176 to 1039 code for a protein of 287 amino acids. Gene Ontology annotation, biological process: ribosomal small subunit assembly; cytoplasmic translation. Gene Ontology annotation, cellular component: ribosome; 90S preribosome; cytosolic small ribosomal subunit. The record is from RefSeq and is a predicted model, not a curated record. The transcript is spliced from 8 exons. Gene Ontology annotation, molecular function: structural constituent of ribosome. Lineage: Eukaryota; Metazoa; Arthropoda; Collembola; Entomobryomorpha; Isotomidae.
UAGGAUCUUGAAUUCUUGAUGCCCCGUAAGAAAGCAUGUGCAGUCUGAGCUUGCCACGCAGGACCACGUGACUCCUCGCUCCACCACCACCACGACUCCUCGUCAUUUCAUUACCAUACUUCCCAUUGGCAUUUGCUACGCAGCAUUCACUCAUUGCUUAAUCGAAUCUGCAAAGAUGUCGGGAGGACUUGAUUUACUCGGACUUCGAGAAGACGAUGUGUCCAAGAUGUUGGCGGCAACGACUCAUCUUGGGUCGGAGAACACGGAUUUCCAGAUGCAACAAUAUGUGUACAAGCGUCGAUCGGACGGUGUCCACGUCAUCAAUCUGCGACGAACUUGGGAGAAGCUGGUGUUAGCUGCCCGAGCAAUUGUGGCUAUUGAGCGCCCAGCUGAUGUUUACGUCAUCAGUGGCAAGAGUUAUGGUCAACGGGCCGUCUUGAAGUUUGCCUACUACACUGGGGCUACUGCCAUCGCCGGAAGAUACACACCUGGAGCGUUUACCAACCAGAUCCAGGCUGCCUUCCGUGAGCCCAGGCUGUUGAUUGUUACUGAUCCACGAACUGAUCAUCAACCCAUUACCGAGGCUUCGUAUGUGAACAUCCCGGUAAUUGCUUUGGCGAAUACUGACUCACCUCUUCGCUUUGUGGACAUUGCUAUUCCAUGCAACAAUAAGUCUCCACAUUCCAUCGGACUUAUGUGGUGGAUGUUGGCCCGAGAGGUGCAACGCCUCCGAGGCACUCUGAGUCGCGACAAGUGGGACAUUAUGGUUGAUCUUUUCUUCUACAGAGAUCCUGAAGAGGCUGAGAAGGAAGAGCAAGCCGCCAAGGAGCAGGCCGCCAUCACGGCCAAAGUUGAAGAAGCUGUCCCCGUUCCACCAGUUAUCUCUGAGUCUUGGCCAGUUGAGGGUGGUGGUGACGCUGCGGCCCCAGAGGCUGUCGCUUACACUGCACCAACUGAAGAUUGGAGCGCUGAAGCUGAAAACUGGGCUCAGGAAACCAACGAGUGGGGCGGUCCCGCAAGCAGCUGGGCUCAACAGUAACAAUUUUCAUAUUGAAUCAUGUGGUCACGGAUCGAUCGUAGCAUUAUUAUUGUUAAGUUUUGCUAUUAUCAAUUUUUAUCCACAUGCAAGAAAUAAAAUCAAUUGAAAAUUAAAAACA